AUGAAGCUGCAAUCCGUCAGUUUAUGUGCCAUUUGGUUGGUGCUGCUUGCAACGGCAGCACCGCCGACCGUUGAGUCGAGGUCUGCGGGGAGGGCACGUGCAUUUGACACGUUCCGGUUACCGAACAGCACCGUUCCGACGCACUACAGCCUAUACCUGGACACCGAUCUUCACGUUGGGAUCUUCGAAUACAGUGGUAAUGUGCAGAUUCGUAUAAACGUGCUCGAGGCCACCGAUCAGAUUGUACUGCACAGUAUGCGCAGUGUUAUCACGCAGCUGAUCUUACGUAACAGUGCAAAUCUGGCGCUACCCGUGAAAGAUGUUGAUUAUGAUGUAGAGAAAGAGUUCCUGGUGAUCACAACCAGUUCGGUACUGGCUCCGAACAGUGGCUCCUACACACUCGAUAUCGACUUCAACAACAGUAUUGAUCGCAACGAUCAGUCCGGUUUCUAUCGCUCGUCGUAUGAAGAUGACCAGGGAGUAACAAGGUAUCUCGGAUUGACGCAGUUUGAGUCGGUCGAUGCGAGAACAUCGUUCCCGUGUUAUGACGAACCGGGCAUAAAGACUACUUAUUCCAUUCGCAUCGCCACCGGUACGAAUUAUCAUGUACGAUCGAACGCACCGAUGCUUGGUAUUCAGCUUCUACCGGAUGGAAAGAAGCUGACCACUUUUGCUACAACUCCCCGCAUGCAAACCUACCUUGUUGCCUGGCUAGUGUCCGAUUUCGUGUACGAACGAGAAAUUCUUAAGGAACCACAGCUGGCCAUCGCGACCUGGGCCAAACCAGCUUCGUCGCACCUGCUCACGUACUCCGUCGACGCGUCAAUGAAGUUCAUUCGGGCGAUGGAAGAGUAUUUUGGGGAGCAUUACAACAUGAACAAGCUCGAUAAUGUUGCCAUUAAGGACAGUGACUACGCAGCAGGAGCGAUGGAGAACUGGGGUUUGGUGACAUAUCGGGAAACGUCCAUUUACUUCGACCCGGAUACGCAGGGCGAAUCGCAGCAGGUAGGUGUAGUGACAAUCAUUGGUCACGAAUUUACGCACCAGUUCUUCGGCAACCUGCUGGCUCCCAAGUGGUGGAGCUACCUAUGGCUAAACGAGGGCUUUGCGCGGCUCUAUCAGUACUACGUGGGCUCAAUUAGCCACCCCGAACUCAACCUGAGGGAAAGAUUCGUGACGGGGCCAUUACAGCGAGCAUACACGCAAGACGCCCUGCUAAACGUUCGACCGAUGACGUACUACACGGAAACACGCGCAGGUAUCAGUAAUCUGUUCGAUCGGAUUGCGUACGACAAGUCGGCCAGCGUCCUGCGCAUGUUCAGCUACGCAUUCGGAGAACUAACAUUCCAGAAAGGACUUCGUUACUAUGUACAGCAAAAUAAACUGAAUGGCGUGGUGGAAGAGAGCAAUCUUUUCGCAGCACUGGAGCAGGCUGUCAAAGAGGACGCCGUUCUGCCGCUGAGCAUGUCGAUGCACGACAUCUUCCGAUCGUGGUCCAACCAAGCCGGCGUACCGGAAGUGGAAGUUCGUCGCGAUGGCGACGAGUUUUACUUCACCCAAAAGCGUUACUAUGCGGAACCUCAGGAAGAUCCAUCGCAAAGUUCUUGGUGGAUACCGAUUUCGUUUACUACACCCAGUAACACUCAGUACGAAACCCGGGUCGCCUUUUGGAUGCCACCGGAUGUGUCAGAAGUGGCCUAUACGAUCCCAUUAGCUGCCGGGGAGAUCGUAGAGUUCAAUUCUCAGGCGACCGGCUACUACCGGCUUAACUACGAACCAACGCUACUGAACCAGCUGAUUGAAAGAUUGCAAGAGGAUCAUCGCUCUAUUGAACCGGCCGCACGUGCUCGAUUGAUAGAUGACACACUACACAUUGCUUACCGGACUGGCGAGAACUACGAGGCCGUUUUUGAGCUGCUGACCUAUCUACGCCAGGAAGCAGACUACGCGCCGUGGAUGGUUGCGUACGAAAACUUUAAAGAGCUACAGACUCUGCUCCGUCACGAUGAGACAGCCUCGUCGCUGAUGCAAACCUUUAUUGCACAGUUGGCCACUCCACUGCUCGAACGUUUUGGCGUUUCCCGAAGAAUGCGAGAAUCUUCUUUCGAUGAAGAGUUACGAGUGAUCGCCAUCGAAAUGGCUUGUAGUGCCAGUGAAUCUUGCAAAGAUAUCGCUCACGCAGCACGCAGACAAAGCGAUAGUUAUCAUGAUCCAGCCGAAGUUGCCCUUCAGUGCGUGACACUACGGCAGCUUAGCAUCGAUGACCGCCAGUCAUUUGUAGCGCAACUGAUGCACGCACUAUCGACCGAACAGGAUUCCUUCUCCCGCAAAUACAUCGAGGAAGUGCUUAGUUGCUCCGGCAAAGACAAUGCAGUGGUGCUGGACACCCUAAUGAGACGAUUGCCCAUGCUUAGUGAAACCGAUCGAGCGACGGAAUUGCGACGAUUGAUGCUCUACUCGGAUGUGUCCGCCGAAGAGUUGAUUCAGCUCAUCAAGGACGGGCUUUCAAGCAGAAAACUCAAUACGAGCCCAUCCAUGCUGGCAAUGAUACUGCAGGAUCUAGCUAGGUACAUUACUGACUCGUCCGAAGCGAAACUGCUGCUCUCCGUCACGUCGCAAUACACUCCCUUCAUGGCUAGUGAAAUCGAACAACAGCUUGCAGCAAACCGUCGCUGGAUCGAACGAAACGUGGAACCUCUGAAAACGGUUUUGAGCCAAAGAGUCACAAUCUAAUCCGGCGGCUCACAUCGGUGACGCUUUGCACAACA
Anopheles cruzii is the source of this 2768-nucleotide messenger RNA. RefSeq names its product glutamyl aminopeptidase-like. NCBI's taxonomy places the organism in Eukaryota, Metazoa, Arthropoda, Insecta, Diptera, Culicidae. Gene Ontology annotation, cellular component: cytoplasm. The coding region runs from base 1 to 2733 and encodes 910 amino acids. Gene Ontology annotation, molecular function: metalloaminopeptidase activity; zinc ion binding; peptide binding. The record is from RefSeq and is a predicted model, not a curated record. The transcript is spliced from 5 exons. Gene Ontology annotation, biological process: peptide catabolic process; proteolysis.